Cajanus cajan (pigeon pea) is the source of this 1046-nucleotide messenger RNA. RefSeq names its product short-chain dehydrogenase RED1. Gene Ontology annotation, molecular function: oxidoreductase activity. NCBI's taxonomy places the organism in Eukaryota, Viridiplantae, Streptophyta, Magnoliopsida, Fabales, Fabaceae. Gene Ontology annotation, cellular component: endoplasmic reticulum. The record is from RefSeq and is a predicted model, not a curated record.
AUAAAAACUGAGGCAAAUGACAAAGCAGUAUGUGUAAACAUUUCGUCUGAAUCUCUCUUUCUCUCUGCAUGCUAUGGAGAAGCACGACCACGAGGAGGAGCAACCCAAACCUGUGGUUCUGAUCACAGGAUGCUCCACGGGAGGAAUAGGCCACGCGCUUGCACGCGCCUUCGCGGCGAACAGGUGCAGAGUGGUGGCCACCAGCAGAUCGCGGAGGAGCAUGGCGGAUCUGGAACACGACCACAGGUUGUUGUUGCAAGAAGUGGAUGUUCAAUCCGAUGAGAGCGUGCAGAGAGUGGUCGAUGCCGUUGUCGAUAAGUACGGUCGCAUCGACGUGCUUGUUAACAACGCAGGUGUUCAGUGCGUGGGUCCACUCGCCGAGGUUCCUCUCUCUCAAAUCCAAAACACCUUUGACACCAAUGUCUACGGUUCCAUAAGAAUGGUUCAGGCUGUUGUUCCUCAUAUGGCAGCUAGAAAACAAGGCAAGAUUGUAAACAUUGGUAGUGUUGCUGCCUUGGCCUCUGGACCUUGGUCAGGCACUUACAAUGCUUCCAAAGCAGCUAUUCAUGCUUUGACAGAUACAUUAAGAUUGGAACUUAGACACUUUGGAAUUGAUGUUGUGAAUGUUGUUCCUGGGGCUAUCACUUCAAACAUUGCAAAUUCUGCUCUUGCCAACUACAACCGAAUGCCUGAAUGGAAAUUAUUCAAGCCUUUUGAGGCAGCAAUUCGAGCUAGAGUUUCUUUGUCUCAGGGGUCUAAGUCUACCCCUUCAGAAGAGUUUGCUAAAAUCACAGUAGAAGCUGUUCUUCGGAAGAAUCCCCCUGCAUGGUUCUCCUAUGGCGGUUUCUCUACCUUCAUGGCUAUCAUGUAUCAUUUACCACUCUUUCUUAGAGACUUUAUUUUCAAAAAAUGGUUGAAAUGCUAAACUACGCUUGGGGUGUAUUCAUCUUCCAUGUUGAUGAGUACUCUAGUACUUUAUAUUCACUUCCAUUUUAUCAUAUUGUAGCCAACAAAUAUUUGAAUUAAGAUUCAACUACUUUCUCGUG